This is a messenger RNA of Bolinopsis microptera, 6327 nucleotides long. RefSeq names its product HEAT repeat-containing protein 5B-like. The record is from RefSeq and is a predicted model, not a curated record. The transcript is spliced from 27 exons. Gene Ontology annotation, cellular component: Golgi apparatus; endocytic vesicle; membrane. Bases 21 to 5888 code for a protein of 1955 amino acids. Gene Ontology annotation, biological process: retrograde transport, endosome to Golgi; intracellular protein localization; endocytosis. Lineage: Eukaryota; Metazoa; Ctenophora; Tentaculata; Lobata; Bolinopsidae.
UUACAAAUAUCUUCUCUAGCAUGUCCAUAGAAAAUGGCUUGUUCAUGGACAAAGAGGCCUAUGAUCAGUUGAAAUCCAAGCUAGAAAAAGAACUGUUCAUUUUCCAAUGGCUAACCACUCUCGAAAAGACCGUUCGUGACUUCCCAAAGGCAGAGUUUAAGCAGUUCCAAUCGAAGCUCACUCUCGAACUCCAAGAACUAUUAAAAUCUGACCAUGGGCCACCUGUACGACGUCUACUCGGAAAUGCGUUCGUGGCAGUUUACUCUGUGGGGGACACUUAUUCAAUGUACGAUACUAUCACAGUAUGUCUUGACCUAAUCAAGGGAAAGGCAGAUAACACUACAAUGUUAGGCUGUAUCGAAAUACUGGGACAUUUGUACGAGAAGCUGGGAAGGAGUGCUGGAGGAGUGUUCCCGGAUGCUCUGCAAGCUCUCGUUAAAUCUAUCAAGUCUUCUGACGCUAGCAUCAGAAAAUCCUCUAUUUACUCCAUGGAGCAGAUGAUAAUUGGACUGGAGACGUCAGCUUCGUAUGGUUACAAAGACCUGUCGAAAGCUUUCCGGAGCAGUAUGACCGAUAAAUCUGUAAAUGUGAAAUGUAAGGCUGCUCAGGGUCUCAGAGCCUUAACUCUUUUCUACAACGUAGCUUGCACCAGCGACUUAGACAGCAACAUUGCUAUGUGUCUUAAAGUUUUAGAAGGGGCCAACUACGACUGUCGCAUUGCCACUGCCCAACUUAUCGGCACACUUCUCUCUAAAGCCUUGCAGUUUAAACCUCCUGAGGGCUCCAAGGUAAAGAGCUACUCAACUGACGAAGUUUUCACUUUCCUGUCCAUGUCCUUUCUGCACGGUUCCAUCUCCAUUCUUAAGACGUCAGGAGUUGAUCUUGGGAAGAGUGUCACACCACGUGAGGUCAGAGUUGGGAUAACAGAAGCGUACACGUUCUUUUUCAAGGAGAUGAACAACCCGUGGGUUGUCAACAACCUUAACUACAUAGUUUCUCACUUGCUUGAUCUCUUAUCCAACUCUAAAGCUACUCCAUCCCACGUUGAAGCAGUGUACUCAAGGAAAUGUAUCUCAUUCGUAAUGGACUCCCUGAUAAACUCGCUUCUGGGUGAAGCCUCCCAGCUGGAGAUUGCUAAGAUCUUGAUAAUUGCAGUCCAUAAACAGAUGGAAAACCUCAACAAAUCUGACAGUUCUCUGAGUGACGCCCAGUCAUCUCAACACAUCAUCUCCACCGCUCUCUACCAGCUCUCCUCUGUUGUCCUGCGGCUGGGAACUGCCAGCAUGACUCUGAUAACAGAUCACAUUCCUGUCGCUCAGGGGAAGAGUAUUAUGUUCACUGAGACGGUGUUUGAGGUGCUGCUACAUCCCUCUCCAGCCGCCCGACUUACUGCUGCCUGGUGUUUGAGGUGCACUGCUAGUGCUGUUCCUGCUCAACUCACCGCAUUGGUCGAUAUCUGCACUGAUAAACUGGAAAAGUUGAAGACAUCACCAGAGGCCUUGUUUGGGUUCUCCCACUCGCUGGCUGCCCUGAUAGGCUGUGUUGGUGGCUGUCCUCUUGGUAUGCCACAUUCAAGAAGCAGACAGGUGAUGGUGAUAGCGGAGGACAUGUUGCGGACCUCGUCUCAGAACACCCGCCUCUCUUUGCCCCGAACCCAGUGUGGGUGGCUGCUCCUCGGAGCUCUCAUGACGCUCGGCUCUCCAGUUGUAAAGAGCAAUCUCUCCCGACUCAUGCUGAUCUGGAAGAAUGCUUUUCCUAGGAGCACCAAGGAGCUGGAGAGUGAGACCGAGAGGGGUGACCUUUUCACUUGGCAGGUGACGUUGGAGGGAUACUCAGGAGCACUGAUGAGCAUGUUCAGUUUUCUGGUACACUGUCAAGACCUCUGUUCUGAGGAUAUUCUCCGAAGACUGGCUGGGAUCAGUGAGGUGGCGGUCAACGUUCUCAGUCACCUUCCCACUAUUAUUAAACAACAUGGCGCACAACUAAAAGCUGCUACUGCCAUGGUUAGAUUACGUCUGUACUCCUGUCUGCUGAAGAUACCCCCUAAGCAGUACGACGGUGCUUUCGCGAACCUUCUCCGACAGCUAGUAUCUGAACUGGUUCUGAACGACCAGACAUGCACAAUGACGUCUCUACUCCGCAAGCAAUGCCACCGAGGAGACAGCAUCAUCCUGGGAAUCUGGCUUAAAGACAACGACCAUCAGACAGUGGAAGAGCAACUGCAGCCGAACAGCGCGGCAGGAUCCGGCGCUGUGGAGCACGAUAGCUCGUGCGUGUUCAUGGAGAAGGACUCAAGUAACUGGCCCCUGCCUCUGGGGGUGAUGGUGGUGGAUAGCGCGGUUAGACUGUUCGGGAAAGUGUUCCCGUCCCUUGGAGACAAACACAAGCUUCAGUUGCUGUCCCACUUCAACGAUACUAUCAAAAAUGCUAAAGGUAGUCGCCAGCUAGCAGUGCAAGUCAACAUUUUCACAGCAUAUUUGGCUGCCCUGAAGUACACGUCCGAAAACAAGAUGAAACUUGGUAAUCAGGAUGUCAUCUCCCAGGCUAAUCAGCUAGCCGAAGUAGCAUUAACUAAUCCCGAUCCUAUACUGAGAUGUGCCGCUGGAGAAGCUUUGGGUAGGAUGGCUCAGGUUAUCGGCGAUCCUAAAUUUAUCUCAACGAUGGCUCAGAAAGCGUUUGAGAGUUUGAAGUCAUCACGUGACGCCCACUCUAGAACAGGGAACUGUCUAGCUCUGGGAUGUCUCCACAGAUAUGUGGGCAGUAUGGGAUCAGGACAACACUUCAAGAACAGUGUAGCUGUCUUACAUGCUCUCGCUAGAGACACUGUCACUCAGGUUCAAGUUUGGGCUCUACACGGACUGUCCCUGAUCGCAGAUACGGGAGGCCCCAUGUUCCGGGGGUACGUGACCUCCACACUGGACCUGGUCGGAGAGCUUCUCCUGACGGAGAGUCUGGACAAGGUGGAGGUUCACCAGUGUCUGGGUAAUCUCCUCACUGCUCUUAUCACCUCUCUCGGACCUGACCUCCAGAUGGAGAGUAAGAGUAUAGCUCAUGGUAGGAAUGUUUGUCUAGUGGGAUGUGCAGCUAUGCAGAUACACCCGGACCCUCUAGUGCAAUGCACUGCUAUUCAGUGUCUUCAGCAACUCCACCUCUUCGCUCCAAGGCACGUAAACAUGAAAGCGCUAGUGGUGUAUCUCUGCAACUCCCUCUUCUCAAAACACCUGCUACUGAGGAGGGAAUGUAUUGCUUGUCUGAGACAACUCGCUCAACGUCACCCUCACGAGCUGGCUGAUCACCACGUAAAAGAAGACCGGUAUCUAGCCUCAGUGGUGAUGGAGAUGCUGGACCUGGAACAGGAUGCGAUCCUGUGCGACCACAUCAGGGAGGCGGUGUCAGCUAUUCUAGGGGCUGUCGGAGCUGAGAACCCCCGCAAAUGGCUAAGUUUAUGUAAGGGGGUGCUGAGUCUCGCUGCGAAUAGUGAUGGACUUUCCAAACAGACUGAUAUGGCCAAAGAAGAUGAAGAGGAAGGUGACGAAGCAAGUUUCGGAGAGGUAUCCACAGCUGUAAAGAACACCAUGGCACCUCGGUGGACCACCAAACUGUUUGCUAUCCAGUGCGUCAAACAGCUCAUGAUAGCCUGCAAAGAUGUUCCACAUCACGUAGAUCUGCAGAAGGCUAGACAAAAACUCAAGGCUGAUCCGUCUGGUUCGUGUCUGGUGUUCCUGCUCUCCGACCUUGUCCGGGCCACCUUUAUCGCCAGCACCAGCUACAGCGACCAGCUGCGACGCGAGGGCCUCAGCGCGCUCCAGAUGAUUAUACACGUGUUCUGUGGUACCCUAGAUCCUGACUAUGAUAACCACGCCCUCUUGGAGCAGUACCAGGCCCAAGUGGGGGCUGCUCUGAGACCUGCCUUUGAGGACGAUACCCCUCCUGAUGUCACCAGUAUGGCUUGUCAGGUGUGUAACGCGUGGAUAAGUAGUGGUGUAUCACGUGACGCAAGUGACUUGAAGAGAAUCCAGCAGUUACUAGUAUCCUCCCUACAGAACCUCCAGACUAGUACUCAUGAGCUCAUCAUUUCCAGGUACAACGAGAGUACGUCCACUUUGUUGCGCUUGUCUGUUCUACAAGCAUGGGCAGAGGUGUACGUGCGAGCACACGAGCUCAACAAGCAGGAUAGCGCAGAGGAAGCGCUUGAUCUACUCUCCACUGUAGAGGCACACGAGAGUUACCUCUCUGAACUGUGGAUGUCUGCUAUCCGAGAUCACGCCCUUCUCGCUCUGCCGCCUUCAUUUGCCACCCAGCUGCCGCCCAACGGCGGCACUUUCUACUGUGCGGACACCAUUGACAGCUCCCGACCACACUAUAGAAGAACAUGGCCGUCUAUCCUUCACGCCGCUGCCAUGUGGCUUAACAAACAUCCGUUCAGAAAAGAGAUGGACAAGAUCACUGAUAUGACGAACGAAGAUAGACUGUUUUUAUCGAUUGGUGUAGCGAUAGAAGCACUGUGUGCUCCCUCCUCAACUCACACAAACCAGACCAUCUGCAUCUGCCUGGAGGCGUUUACUGAACUGAUAUCCUCGCCAUGGAGCCAAGCUAAGAUAGCGUAUAACCACUCAACCUGUGUGGAAUACGUCAACGUUCUGCACAGAAUUGUCCUCACUAGGUCUAAUGCUCAGAUUCACAUCCACGCUCUUAAAUGCCUGCUGCUUCUUCAGGAGUGUAGACGGAACACGGGAGAAGGAAGUGACGAUAGACUGGAACCAGGGAACUCCUUCCUCUUCGCUAACCUGGAGAUGGCAAUGUGUGUGUUGCUCCGGAGGUUCCCAGAGAUUAGCCCCACAGAUCACCCUAAAACUCCGAUCAGCAGCUACGCUUCUACUGGUGAACCACUUACAGCGAUCAAAGAGCUGAUAAGGUUGAGUAUAGACGUGAUUGUUGGUCUAGUCAGCCUUCCGACAGAUCAGUUUUAUGUUGAGGUACCCGAGGCGGCAUUCCUUCUUCUAACAGGUCUGUUCAGUGCGUGUGCAGUGAACCCCUCGGAGGAGGAGAAAGAGGAACAAGUGAAAACCUCUGACUUUGUGCUGCACGGCACCCCUUCCAUGGGACACAAGUUCUUCAGUGUAGUCCCACACAUCUCCCAAGGUCUCUGCAGCGUUAUAAAGAACAUGGAAAUAAAGGACAGUAACGACAGGAGAUGGUUAACCUGCAUCACCACCACCCUGGUGACCCUCCUCCAGACCCUGGAUCAGAAGAGUGAGCAGGCUCAUCUUGAGAGUUACGUCAGCACUCUCACAGUCCUCAUCUGCUCUGCUCCUCCACAAGCUUCUAAUGUUCAGAUUGUUUAUGAUAAAGUGUCAGCUCUUUUUUCCAAGAUGCUCGACGGAGAUAUGAACAGUCAGCUCACCUCUCUGCGUGCUUUUAAAACUCUGAUCAUGUCAUGUGACCCCGUUAUCAGAACACGUUACAUCAGAUCAGUUUCUGAGGCCUUCUUUGAGGUUUUCUUCGCUUAUCAGAAAAAGGGUACGGGGGAGGAUCUGACGCUGAUCAAGGAGAUAAUAUCUAUACAGAGAAUACUACUGACCUACUGUCUCCCUAAUACACAUAUCCAUAUGAUAAGUCUUAUAGUUCCAGUGCUGAUAUCGAUGCUGGGUACUGGUGCCGCACACGCACUGUGUCUAGCUGAAAUCACCUACCUGACUCAGACAUAUCCUGCUGAGGUCAGGAACAUGUUCUCCGAGCAACCUCAUCUCCAGCAGCGACUGGCCACUGCUAUCAGGACAUCGGCCGCCAAGGCACAAGCUCAAACAACUCAAACUCGUCUUGCUAGCAGUCCUAUAUCUACUGCUCCUAAAAUAGCCCUCAAGAUGGACUUCAGCAACUUCAAAUGAGGAAAUUAAACAAAUAUUAUAGAUUUUGUUUGGGUUAGGAACUUUGGUGCCAUGGGAGGGAAUAACACGGUUGAGCUGGCUCUACCUAUUCUGUUUUAAUUAGUGUUAAUUGUUCAGAUUUAUUUCGUCCUUCAAUUUGGUGUUGAUUAUUUAGCAAGGUUUAUGUUUUCUCGGUGGUAUAGUUUUAAAUAAUUGGAAAUAAAAUGAUAAGUGGUGACAAUUGAUAAUGGUAUAUCCGAUGAAUUUGUGUCAAAAUAAAGUACUGAUCAGUAAGUAAAAUUUCUUGUUGAUUGCAUUAAAAACGUAUAAUAUUCGUAGCUAACUGUAAACAGUAUAUAAUUUUUCCCGCCAUGUUGUAAUCAAUUCUGUAAACUUACUCAUUUCUGUGUUAUAUUGAUUUAUUAUUUGAAUUCCGUUUAAUUAUACCAAGUUAUGAUAA